AACAAGGCUGUCGUUGAUUUUUUAUUGCACUUGCAUGCAAGACGAAGACGGAAGAUCUCUACAAUUGAUGACUUACAAAUCGUACUUCAAUCACACGAUAUAAUAAAACCUCGAGCAAUAACAAUGUAUUUAUGGGUUAUCGUGGGGCGUCAAGGGUGCAAACGGCGUAGAGAAUGGAUGGCGGGCUGUUUUUGUGUUGCAUUCCUGCAGUAGGUUUGACCCUUAACCCCGUCGUUGUAGUCCCUCCGCCUCGCAUUCCUAACAGGGUUUUCCUGCAGUAGUACAGCAAAGGCGCACGCCUGCCACUGCGCCCACUGUGUAUAGGCUAGGUAGCUUAGAGAGCUAGCAACCACCACCCAUCUGCACACAAUCUGUUGUGAGAUGCAAAAAAUAACCAAACACUAUAUAUGAUGCUUUAGCCCAAAGGCGGUGGUGAACACUACAGUGAAUAGCGCCCGAAUCCUCACGAAAGAAGGAAGAGCUGGUGGUUUUUGGGAGCACUUAUCAUCUGCUUGUGCUAGCCUGCGAGCUAACGAAUCCUCCUCACGGUUUCCUGACCCACAGCGACGAGUCGCUUUGUAGCGAUUCGAGAUCCGAGAGACACAGUCCCAACAUACAAUCAAGCCGCCAGUCGCGAAGAGAGGAGGAAAUGAAGGACAAACAAAAGAGGAAGAAGGAGCGCACUUGGGCAGAGGCGGCUCGCAUGGUAUUGGAGAACUUCUCUGAUGCCCCAAUGACACCAAAACAAAUCCUGCAUGUCAUCCAGACAAAGGGUCUAAAAGAAAUGAGGAGUGGGACGGCUCCUCUUGCAUGCCUGGUCACCAUGCUACACUCCCAGGUGAGGGGAGACCGAGUCAAGAACAGCAUCUUCUUCAAGCUGCCGGGACGCAUGAGCCUGUUCACUCUCAAGAAGAACGCCCUGCAGUGGACCAAGAGCCCCACGGAGGCAGACACCGCUACAGACGCCACCGGGGCCUCCAGCGCCUCCACCGCCAACCCCACGGCCUCCUCCACCGGCCCCGGCACCACCACCGCCGCCGGCUCCGGGCCGGGCCUGGCCCACGCCACCGCGCCCGAGGGCGCCGAGCAGGAGAGCUGCGACUCCACCGAGACCACGGCCAACGCCAGCGGGGAAAACGAUGCCUCAGUAGACGAGAGCUCCUCCAGCGCCUCGUGCUCCGCCGAGCCCACCCCCCCAAGCCAACCACAGACCCGCCUCAGCCGGGCGGCCGGGCAGCAGAGCCGCGCAGAGUCCCAGACCCAACACGCCACCCGCCUCAGCCGCUCCAGACAGUCAGGGAGACAGAGAAAGAAGGCAGUGAUGAUGCCAAGAGUGGUCCUCACUCCGCUGAAGGUGAACGGAGAGCACGUUCCAUCAGGGCCCAUGAAGAGGAACCGAGGAGGCGUGGACGUGGACUUUGAGACGCCCGGCUCAAUCCUGGUGAACACCAACAUCCGUGCGCUCAUCAACGUGCGCACCUUCUCCGCCUUCCCCGCACACUCCCAGCAGCAGCUCCUGCAGCUGCUCCCCGAGGUGGACCGCCAGGUGGGUCCCGACGGCAUGGCCCGCCUCAGCAGCUCGGCCCUCAACAAUGAGUUCUUCACCCACGCGUCACAGAGUUGGAAGGAGAGGCUUGCUGAAGGGGAGUUCACCCACGAGAUGCAGGUGCGUUUCCGACAAGAGAUGGAGAAGGAGAAGAAGGUGGAGGCCUGGAAGGAGAAGUUCUUCGAGGAGUACCACGGUCAAAAGUCCGGUCUGACACGGGAGGAGUCGCUGAAGCUGACGAUGAGCGAGGCGGCCGAGGUGGCGGGCGGCGUGCUGGACGACGAGGCGGCGGCGGCGACGGCGGCGGCCACCGGCACGCCCAAGAGACGCAGCGUGGGGCGGCGGCGGCGGGACGGCCGCAUGCGGAGGCGCACGCGCGCCGACCUGCGCCGCCGGGCGCGCCGCACGCUCUGCAAGGCGGCCACGCCCACCCUGCAGUCCCCCGAGCCCUCGGAGGCGGGGGGCGCCCUGCUGGACACGUCGGCGGCGUCGCUCAACUCGCCCAUGUCGGACGGCGCGGCGGUGCAGGCCGAGGUGGUGCUGCAGGCCGACUCGGGCCUGGAGACCCCAACGCCCACGCCCACGCCGACCCCCACGCCGACCCCCACGCCCACGCCCACGCCCACUCCGACCCCCAGCCAGAGCCCCGCCUCCACCAGCGCCAACGAGGAGCCGGAGGCGGCGGCCAGCCUGCUCCCCGAGGAGGCGGCCCCGCCCCUGGCCUCCACCUCCUCCCCUUCCUCCUCCUCUUCGUCGUCGUCCUCGGCCUCCUCCCCGGCCUCCUCCCCCUCGUCCCCCCCCUCCUCCUCCGACCGGCCGGGGGAGGUGUUCGCCGCGGGCCUGGACUCUUCCUCCUCCUCCUCCUCCUCGUCCUCCUCCUCCUCCUCCUCCAGCGCCGUCGCCGCCGUGGACCUCCUGGACGACACGGCCUCGGUGGUCACCUCGGCCACGGGGGGCACCGGCACCAGCAGCCGCGAGAGCAGCCCCUCAGCCAGCCCGGCGCCCACCCACCGCCCCCCCUCCUCCUCCUCCUCCUCCUCUGCCGCCGCCGCCGCCCAGCUCAAGGAGCAGAAGAGGCGGCCGGACGAGGCCCAGGCCUUCGCCAGCUUCCCAGAAAAGCGGCCGCGCAUCGACGACCGUCAGUCCUUUCGUACCACAAUUGACGGUGUCCGCACGGAGAAGCCCCCGCCGGCAGCAGAGGAGCCCAAGGUCCCGCCCAUCAGGAUACAACUGUCCAGAAUCAAACCGCCCUGGGUCAAGGGGCCCCCCACCUACCAGAUCUGCCCCCGCAUCGUGCCGGCCGGCGAGGGGUCGCGGCGGUCGGGGACGGGGGGCGCGCGCACCCUGGCGGACAUCAAGGCCCGAGCCCAGCAGGCCCGCGCCCAGCGGGAAGCUGCUGCUGUUGCAGCCACUGGCGCCGGGGCAGGGCCGGGCGGGGGGGGGCUGCGGCCUCCUGCUGGGCUACCGGAUCGCAGCAGCGGAAGACGAACAAGAGAGCACCCCGGACCCGUCGAGCCCGGAGGAGGAGGAGGAGGAGGAGGAGGAGGAGGUGGAAGAAGGGGAGGUGGUGGUGGGCUGGAGGAGGAACCGCAACCGGCUGCGGACGCUCAUCCGCCUGGAGCACAACUACAGCCUGUAGAGCGGGCGGAGCGCGCCGCGCCGCGGCCCUCGCCCUCGCCGUCGGCCACCUCCACCUCCACGGCGUCGGAGUCCCCACAGAGCCCCGCCUCCGCCUCCGCCCCCACCCCGCCCCGGCAGCGGGCGGCUGAGGAGGAGGAGGGGGCGCCGGCGCCGGCGGCCCCCCCGACGGCAGCGGCGACGGCCGGGGCGGUGGUCCGCGUCAAGACGCCCCCCGACGGGAUCUCCGAGGACGGGGACACCAUGUCGGCCACGGAGCAGGACGGGGGACCGGAGCCCCCCGCCAAGGAGAGCCCCCGGUCCCGCCCGGACCGGACGGCCCCCCCCGCCACCGCCGUCGCCGUCGUCAUGGAGACGCUGAGCCAGUGGAGUGUGAGCAAACCCCUGGCACCCACCUCCAUCCCGGACUCCCUGCCCCGGUUCGGGGCCCAGGGUGUGGACGUCAUCCAGAGCCUCGCGGCGGCCCCCUCCCACUGGGAGCAGGGGGGAGGAGGGGGGGGAGGAGGGGGAGGAGGAGGGGGGAGUGUGAUCCAGCACGGCUCGCACCACGUCGGGCCGCCCGAGGGCCCGCCCUCCUCCAGAGCCAGGCGGGGGUCCCCCUCCUCCAGAGCCAGGCGGGGGUCCCCCUCCUCCCAGCGACGGGGCUUGACGAAGAGAGGGCAGGGAGAGGCGUUGGAGGAAGAGGAGGAAGAGGAGGAGGUGGAGGACGACGCCGCUGGGGGCCACAGCGACUCCACGGAGACGGCCUCCGACUGUGAGAACGAGACCCACGAGGAGGACCAGCCGCUGGACUGGCCCCGCCCCCUCCCCGGCCAGAGGAACGGCCUGCCCGUCAUCCGCGGGCCCCCCCCCCCUCCUCCUCACCAACACGCCGUCAUCCAGGCCCGCCACGGCCCCACCGUCAUCCAGCCCUGCUACCCCAACGGCCUGGCCCCCCACCCCCCGUCCGGCCGCUCCCAGGACCCGCAGCCGCCCCCCCCCCGAGCCCAAGCACAAGCCCCCCCCCGCGGCCACGGGGCCGAGCCCGCGGCCCCCCAGGGCUCCCCGGACGAGGACGGCAGAGCGGCCGCCAAGCCCGCCCCCGCCCCCGCCCCCCACGGAGCGGCCACAAACACUUCCCCGGCCGGCCCCCGGAGGGUGGCGGCGGCGGGGGGGCUGGGCGGCCGGCCCGUGUCCAGCGUGGAGGCCAACAACCCCCUGGUGACGCAGCUGCUCCAGGGCGGCCUGCCGCUGGAGAGGCUGCUGCCCCCGUCCCAGGGCGCCACCCGGCUGGAGAUCAGCCGCAUGCCGGGCGCCGCCGCCGCCCCCCCGCCGCCGCUGCCGCCCUCCAGGGCUCCGUCGGGGGCCCGGACGUCAGGCCCGGCCCGGGGCCACCCCCCCGCGGAGCCCCUGAGCCCGUCGCAGAGCCUGGGCUCCUGCGGGAAGGAGCAGUACCCGUCUCCUCCUCUAGGGGCCGUGCCCGUCAUCACCUCCUCCUCCUCGCGCUCCUCCCUCGACCACGCCCCCCAGAACUCGGCGGCGGCCGAGUCGGCCGUGAUCCGGGAGCCCCCCAGGCACAGGGCCACGCCCGAACGGCCCCACCCCCCCCUCGUCAACAACCACGCCGCCCACAACGGGCCCCUGUCCCCGCCGGCCGACCAGCCCCGCCCCCCCUCGCCCUCCCUCAAGAUGAGCUGGGGCCCGCCCCUGCCGCAGCCCUACCACGCCCCCGGGCCGACGCAGCUCUCCCCGGCCUCCGGCGUCAAGAGCGAGGCCGGGGCGCGGCCCUCCUGCCAGCAGCAGGCCCUCCCCAAGCCCCCCGGCCCCCCCCCGCCCGGCCCGGGCCUGAAGAAGGAGCCGGGCUGCCACGGCGACGGCUACCUGUCGGCGGGCGGCGCCAUGGAGGCGCUGGGCGACGGCUACCUGAGCGGCGGCGCCAUGGAGGGCCUCCUCAACAUGGAGAUGACGCUGGCCCGCAUGGCCAAGAAGGAGCACAUGGGCAAGUCGCCCUACAACCACUGCCCCUCGCCCUGCUCCUCGCCGGGCCCCGCCGCCUCCUCGCUGCCCUUCCAGCUCUACGGCAAGCUGCCCAAGCAGGGCGGCGGCGGCGGCGGCGCGGGCCUCAGCUACACGGCCAACGUGUCGGUGAUGGACGGCGCCGGCGGCUUCACCCGCAGCCUGGCGGACGGCGUGCUGCAGCUGCGGCCCCGGCUGGCGCCCGGCCAGACGGCCACGCUCAGCAUCCAGGCGUACGCCGACAGCGGCACGGAGGAGGUGGCGCUCAAGUGCUCGUGCCGCCUCAAGGCCAUGAUCAUGUGCCAGGGCUGCGGCGCCUUCUGCCACGACGACUGCAUCGGCCCGUCCAAACUGUGCGUGUCGUGUCUGGUGGUCAGAUAG
Gadus chalcogrammus (walleye pollock) is the source of this 5560-nucleotide messenger RNA. It is a transcript of the gene asxl1, whose product is annotated as ASXL transcriptional regulator 1. Bases 650 to 5560 code for a protein of 1636 amino acids. The transcript is spliced from 13 exons. The record is from RefSeq and is a predicted model, not a curated record. Lineage: Eukaryota; Metazoa; Chordata; Actinopteri; Gadiformes; Gadidae. Gene Ontology annotation, biological process: positive regulation of transcription by RNA polymerase II; animal organ morphogenesis. Gene Ontology annotation, molecular function: DNA binding; peroxisome proliferator activated receptor binding; chromatin binding. Gene Ontology annotation, cellular component: PR-DUB complex.